Molecule: messenger RNA, 1269 nt
Organism: Rhagoletis zephyria (snowberry fruit fly)
Lineage: Eukaryota; Metazoa; Arthropoda; Insecta; Diptera; Tephritidae
Product: testis-specific serine/threonine-protein kinase 2-like
Biological process (GO): protein phosphorylation
Molecular function (GO): ATP binding; protein kinase activity
Source: RefSeq, a predicted model, not a curated record
AUGCAAAGCUCUAAACCAUUCAAAGUAUCACCGUCACCACUACUACCACCACUACUACUGCUGAUGCCACCAAAGGCAGCGCCGAAGGCUGCUGACAAGGCGAAAGCACCGGCGAAGGCAGCUCCAGCAAAGGCGGCCCCAGCGGCUAAGGCGGCUCCAGCGAAAGAUGCAAAAGCAAAAGCGGAUCCCAAGGCGGCCGCCAAGGACCUCAAGGCAAAGGACGCAAAGGGAGGCGCAAAAGCGGCGGCAGCACCUGCUGCCGGCAAGGCCGACCCUGGGAAGGCCUUUCCGCUGGAGAAGGGCCCCACGCCCAGCAAGAUGGAACCGACGGACAUUACUCGGCUGUACAAGCUGCCUGACGGCGACAUGAAAACGGAGGAAGACGUCAUCACCAAGCAAGGCUACGCCAUCGAGCAGAAGCUCGGCCAAGGCGGCUUUGGCACCGUCUUUAUGGCGCGAGACAAGAAGAAGAACAUGAAGGUCGCCUGUAAGCUCUGCGAGCUGGGCAAGGAGUGGAGCGACGCUCGGGUGAAGGACAUGAAAAAUGAGCUGUUCAUCCACGAGAAGAUCAAGCACCUGUACGUGGUGAAGCUGUACCUGCACUUCCUGACGCAGUCAAGCAACGGCAACCGCCUCUACCUCUUCAUGGAGCUGGCCGACGGCGGCGACUUCAGCAAGUUCUGCGCCAAGAAGGGCAUGAUUCCGGAGAAGGAGGCGAAGCUCUACUACGCACAGAUUGCCUGCGGCGUCAAUCACAUGCACUCGCUGGGCAUCGCCCACCGGGACAUCAAACUCCAAAACGUCCUGCUGGCGAAGUGCACCACCUCAAUCAGCGGCGACUUCACCUGUCUCCUCGCCGACUUUGGCCUCAGCCGACUGCUGCAUCACGAAGGGGCGGCGGUAGCGCUGCAGAAGACAGUCUGCGGAACGCCCCUCUUUAUGAGUCCCGAGCUUCAACAAAAGAAGCCCUACAACGGCUUUGAGGCAGACGUCUGGGCGCUGGGCAUCACCAUCUACAUCAUGAUGACGACUGAGGUGCCCUUCGACUUCAAGAACAUGGCCGCCGCGAAGCAGGCAAUGCUCGACCAGAAGUGGUCCUGGCCUGAGGACAAAAUGAAGGAGAAACCGAGCGCCGACUUGAAGGAGCUGUUGACGCUGAUGCUGCAGCCGGUGCCGGAGAAGCGCAUCAAGAUGCCGGAGAUGCUGGCGCACAAGUGGGUCGACGAGGCCUUUAAGAAAGCUCAAGACGCUGCGAACAAGGCCAAAUAG